AUGUCCCUAAAUUUAAUAAAUAAAAUAAUCAAAAUCCAACGCCUAAAAACAAAUUUUCAAAACCUCCGGCUUGUCUAAGCUGACCCGCGUUUCCUUCCUCCUUCCUCCCUUCACCGUCGCCACCUGCCACCAACCCCGAAACCGCUGCCGUCUUAGUUUCCGUUUUUCUUUUUUUCUUUUUCUUUUUCCUAAUUCUUUCUGUUAUGGGAAACUGUAACGCAUGCGUUAGACCGAACGACAGUCCGGAAAGUAAACCGAACCGGUCGGACCAGAACGAGAGAGGAAAGAAAAAAGCCCGGGAAGGGAAACCUAACCCGUACGCCGAGAAAGUCCCUUCGCCGGCUCCGAUCCGAGUUCUAAAAGACGUGAUUCCACUGAGUCACCGAACUCGACUAGGCGACAAGUAUAUCCUGGGACGCGAGCUCGGCAGAGGCGAGUUUGGAAUCACCUACCUCUGCACGGACAGGGAAACGCGUGACGGCCUCGCGUGCAAGUCAAUCUCCAAGCGGAAACUCCGAACAGCCGUCGACAUCGAAGACGUCCGACGCGAGGUUGCCAUAAUGUCAACUUUGCCGGAGCAUCCAAAUAUUGUGAAGUUGAAAGCGACGUACGAGGAUAAUGAAAAUGUUCAUUUGGUUAUGGAGCUUUGCGAAGGAGGAGAGUUGUUUGAUAGGAUAGUAGCGAGAGGACAUUACACGGAACGCGCAGCAGCGAACGUGGCCAAGACGAUAGCUGAGGUGGUUAGGAUGUGUCACGAGAAUGGGGUUAUGCAUAGAGAUUUGAAGCCUGAGAAUUUUUUGUUUGGGAAUAAGAAAGAACAUGCGCCGCUAAAAGCGAUUGAUUUUGGUUUGUCUGUGUUUUUUAAGCCUGGGGAGAGGUUUUCAGAGAUCGUGGGGAGUCCAUACUAUAUGGCUCCUGAAGUCUUGAAACGAAAUUAUGGACCGGAGGUUGAUGUGUGGAGUGCUGGAGUGAUCCUUUACAUUUUGUUAUGUGGGGUUCCUCCGUUUUGGGCAGAAACUGAACAGGGUGUUGCUCUUGCAAUUUUGAGAGGGGUCAUUGAUUUUAAGAGGGAACCUUGGCCUCAGGUUUCAGAAAGUGCUAAGAGUCUUGUUAGGCAGAUGUUAGAACCGGAUCCUAAGAAGCGGUUGACUGCUCAACAGGUUCUUGAACAUUCCUGGUUGCAAAAUGCGAAGAAAGCUCCAAAUGUUCCACUGGGAGAUAUUGUGAGAACAAGGCUCAAACAGUUUUCUGUGAUGAAUAGAUUCAAAAAGAAGGCCUUGAGGGUAAUUGCAGAGCACUUAUCUGUAGAAGAGGUUGAAGUAAUCAGAGAUAUGUUCACAUUAAUGGAUACAAACAAUGAUGGGAAAGUUUCGUACGAGGAGCUGAAGGCUGGGCUUCGGAAGGUUGGUUCACAAUUGGCUGAACCAGAGAUCAAGAUGUUGAUGGAAGUGGCUGAUGUUGAUGGAAAUGGAGUACUGGACUAUGGAGAAUUUGUAGCAGUGACUAUUCACCUGCAGAAGAUGGAGAAUGAUGAGCAUUUCCGCAGAGCAUUUAUGUUCUUUGACAAAGAUGGGAGUGGAUAUAUUGAACUGAAUGAGUUACGGGAUGCCUUAGCUGACGAAUCAGGUGAGGCUGAUGUUGAUGUGCUGAACGACAUCAUGCGUGAAGUUGACACUGACAAGGAUGAGCGUAUCAGUUAUGAUGAAUUUGUUGCCAUGAUGAAAGCUGGCACUGAUUGGAGAAAGGCAUCGAGGCAGUAUUCAAGAGAAAGGUUCAAGAGCUUGAGCCUUAACUUAAUGAAAGAUGGUUCUUUGCAGCUCCAUGAUGCAGCUACUGGCCAAGCUGUUGCUGUUUAAGCCAAGGGAUCGAUUACUUUGUUGGAUUUUUCUUUCACCUUUGUUGUCAAUAAAUGAUUCCAUACCUGAAAAGCAGCUUCCGGGUGCCUUCACAGAGUGGCAUUUAGGUUUAACACGAGCUCAUGGAGGCAGACAGAAUAUUCUCUGGUAACAUGUUUACAUCGCCAGCUUUGGUUAGUUUUUGGCUGCAUGAAGUGUGCAUUAAUAGAUUAGAGUUGUUAGCAGUUGGUAGAAUAUGAAGGGCACGUCCAUGUAUAUGUUUUCAUGUCAUGUUGUUGGAAGAUUUAAUUGGCUUUAUUUUAUUUCCAUUUUGAGCAGAAUCUAUUUUAGGGUUUUUAUGAGCAAUGUGACAUUGUGAAAAUAUUUCCGAUGUUUUCUCAUAUAUUUAAAGAAAACCCAGAUUCUGAUGAAUUAAUCGGAUCUGAUAGUUAAAUUUUCUCAAGUAAAAGCUUUUAUUAUGGGAGCUAGGGAAUAACCUGUUUAGUAUUUCAUUUACUUUUGAGAGGUUGAUGAGGAAGGCAUUAGAUGAGGGUCCAUGGUCGAUCAUGGGGCACUAGAUGGUUGUGAAGGAGUGGAAAGCAGGGGACGUGGUUGAGGAAGUUUACUUUUGAGAAAUUUUCUUUUGGAUCCAGGUGCACAAUGUGCCUCUAUGGUUGUUGACCAAGGCAAAUGCAGAGGUUAUUGGGAGGGUGGUGGCUGUGGAGGAUCCAGGUGGAGUGAGGGGAAUAGGGCAUGGUUUCUAAGGAUCCGAUUCGAGUUGGGGUGGAUGUUGAUCGAGCCAUGAUUAAUGGAUUCUGGAUUUCGAGGAAGGUUGUGCGGAGGAGGUAAAGAUGGCGUUCUAUGAUCAGAAAAUAUGAAGAUAUGGUGCUCAUUUGCGAGCUGCUCCAAUGCGACUGAUGAACAGAAAUGGUGGUGUAGGAAAUAUUAGGAGUAGAAGGGCAGAGACAGUGGUGGAAAUGGGUAGGAAGUUGAGGUCGUAAAACAGACGAGUGGUGGUGUAGUGGUGGCGUGUGAGUAAAGUGUUGAGGAGUGGCGCGUGGCUGAUCAAAGGGAAAGAAGGAUUGUCAGUUAAGGAGGUUGAGAAUUCAGUUAUUUCUGGUGUAAACAGAGAAUCUAGUGAAGACAAAUUUUGUGAUAUGAACGAGGGAUCGGAGUCGAAGACUACCAAGUGGUUCAUUACUUGUUUGUGCCACGUCAGA
Molecule: messenger RNA, 3055 nt
Organism: Durio zibethinus
Lineage: Eukaryota; Viridiplantae; Streptophyta; Magnoliopsida; Malvales; Malvaceae
Product: calcium-dependent protein kinase 10-like
Biological process (GO): protein phosphorylation
Molecular function (GO): calcium ion binding; protein kinase activity; ATP binding
Source: RefSeq, a predicted model, not a curated record